Calidris pugnax (ruff) is the source of this 5784-nucleotide messenger RNA. It is a transcript of the gene DPP8, whose product is annotated as dipeptidyl-peptidase 8. Gene Ontology annotation, molecular function: serine-type peptidase activity; dipeptidyl-peptidase activity. The record is from RefSeq and is a predicted model, not a curated record. Gene Ontology annotation, biological process: proteolysis. NCBI's taxonomy places the organism in Eukaryota, Metazoa, Chordata, Aves, Charadriiformes, Scolopacidae. The transcript has 21 exons. Bases 69 to 2717 code for a protein of 882 amino acids.
GCGGCCCGGCGGGGCGGCUGGGCAGCAUCGCCGCCGCGGAGCGCCGCGAGUACCGGGAAACAUGCAACAUGGCAGCAGCCAUGGAAACUGAACAGCCGGGCCUUGAAAUCUUUGAAACUGCGGGCCGUGAGGAGCAGGUCCAGAGAGAGGAGCAGCCAAAACUGGAACCUUUCUAUGUAGAGAGACAUUCCUGGAGCCAGCUUCGGAAACUGCUCACAGAUACGCGGAAGUAUCAUGGGUACAUGAUGGCAAAAGCCCCUCAUGACUUCACGUUUGUGAAGAAAAAUGAUCCUGAGGGACCUCACUCUGAUAGGAUCUACUAUCUGGCAAUGUCUGGGGAGAACAGGGAGAACACGCUCUUCUACUCCGAAAUUCCCAAAACUAUAAACAAAGCUGCCGUCUUGUUGCUUUCCUGGAAGCCUCUGUUGGAUCUUUUUCCGGCCAUCCUGGACUAUGGGAUGUACUCUCGGGAAGAGGAGUUGCUGCGGGAGAGGAAGCGAAUCGGCACCAUUGGGAUCGCCUCUUACGAUUACCACCGGGAAAGCGGCACCUUUCUGUUUCAGGCUGGGAGUGGAAUUUAUCAUGUAAAAGAUGGAGGCCCUCAUGGAUUCACGCAACAGCCUUUAAGACCCAUUCUGGUAGAGACCAGUUGUCCAAAUAUCCGUAUGGAUCCCAAGCUUUGUCCUGCUGAUCCAAAUUGGAUUGCGUUUAUCCAUAGCAAUGAUAUCUGGAUAUCUAAUAUAGAAACCAGAGAAGAAAGGAGGCUAACGUUUGUGCACAAUGACCUGGCCAGUGUUGAGGAGGAUCCAAAAUCUGCUGGCGUGGCUACUUUCGUGCUGCAGGAGGAAUUUGACAGAUACACUGGCUACUGGUGGAGCCCAAAGGCCCAGCCAACAAUGAAUGGGGGUAAAGUUCUUCGAAUUCUUUAUGAAGAAAAUGAUGAGUCAGAGGUGGAAAUUAUUCAUGUCACAUCGCCCAUGCUGGAGACAAGAAGAACAGAUUCUUUCCGGUACCCCAAAACUGGUACAGCAAACCCAAAGGUCACUUUCAAGAUAUCUGAAGUGACAAUCAACGCGGAAGGCAGAAUUGCAGAUGUUGUGGAUAAAGAGCUAGUUCAGCCCUUCGAGAUCCUCUUUGAAGGAGUAGAGUACAUUGCUAGAGCUGGGUGGACGCCAGAAGGAAAAUACAUCUGGUCCAUCUUACUGGAUCGCUCCCAAACUCGGCUUCAGAUAGUCUUGAUCCCUCCUGCAUUAUUCAUCCCCACAGAAGAUGAUGCAAUGGAAAGACAGAAACUUAUCGAUGCUGUACCAGAUUCUGUUACACCUUUCAUUAUUUAUGAAGAAACAACAGACAUCUGGAUAAAUAUCCAUGAUAUCUUCUAUGUUUUCCCUCAAACCCGUGAAGAUGAGAUAGAGUUCAUUUUUGCCUCUGAGUGUAAAACAGGAUUCCGGCACCUCUACAAAGUCAUCUCAGUUCUGAAGGAGAGCAAAUAUAAACGGUCGUCUGGAAGCCUCCCUGCUCCAUGUGACUUCAAGUGCCCCAUCAAAGAGGAGAUAGCAAUCACCAGUGGGGAAUGGGAAGUGCUUGGCAGACAUGGAUCCAAUAUCUAUGUUGAUGAAGCCAAAAAACUGGUGUACUUUCAAGGCACAAAGGACUCACCUUUAGAGCAUCACUUGUACGUCGUUAGCUACCAGAACCCUGGGGAGGUGAAGCGACUGACGGAACGGGGCUACUCUCACGCCUGCUGUGUCAGCCAGGACUGUGACAUGUUCAUCAGCAAGUACAGCAAUCAGAAGAACCCGCACUGUGUGUCACUCUACCGGCUGACGGGACCUGAAGAUGAUGCAGCUCACAGGACAAAGGAGUUCUGGGCUACCAUUUUAGAUUCAGCAGGCCCUCUUCCUGAUUACAUUCCCCCAGAAGUCUUCUCCUUCGAGAGCUCCACAGGGUUUACGCUCUAUGGGAUGAUGUACAAACCUCACAAUCUGCAGCCUGGAAAGAAGUACCCCACGGUGCUCUUCAUCUAUGGAGGGCCUCAGGUGCAGCUGGUGAACAAUCGGUUUAAAGGCAUCAAGUAUUUCCGUUUGAACACUUUGGCCUCUUUAGGUUACUGUGUUGUUGUCAUUGACAACAGGGGAUCCUGCCACCGAGGGCUGAAGUUUGAAGGAGCCUUUAAAUAUAAAAUGGGACAAAUUGAAAUCGAUGACCAGGUGGAAGGGCUGCAGUAUUUAGCGUCGCAGUAUGACUUCAUCGAUCUGGAUCGCGUUGGCAUUCACGGCUGGUCCUACGGAGGCUACCUCUCUCUUAUGGCUUUAAUGCAGAGGUCAGAUAUCUUCAGGGUUGCCAUUGCCGGGGCGCCCGUCACGCUGUGGAUCUUCUAUGACACUGGUUACACCGAGCGCUACAUGGGCCACCCGGAUCACAACGAGCAGGGCUAUUACCUAGGCUCGGUGGCCAUGCAAGCUGAGAAGUUUCCUUCCGAACCAAACCGUUUGCUGCUGCUACACGGAUUCUUGGAUGAGAAUGUUCACUUUGCACACACUAGUAUUUUGCUCAGCUUUUUAGUGAGAGCUGGGAAACCAUAUGACUUACAGAUCUACCCUCAGGAGAGACACAGCAUAAGGGUACCCGAGUCAGGAGAGCACUAUGAACUCCACCUACUGUAUUACCUGCAGGAGAACCUGGGCUCUCGGAUUGCAGCCCUGAAGGCAAUGUAACUGACCUCUGCAGAGCUCUGCUCCACUGGCUGCUUUUCCCAACGAGGAGAUAUAGGAAACUAGAGGAAAUAGCACGGGACAUUGCAUUCUGGUGCCUGCCACAUGUACACACACGUACACACACACGGAGACACUUUUUUUAAAAGUAAAAUUGGUGCCAUACAGGAAAUUAAAAGUACGGAGACCUAAUAACUUUAAAGCUUAAGAUGUAAAUAAAAUCAAAUGUCUGUGGCAUAAUGCAGUACCAUGGGUGUUCUCUUGGGGGAGGAGCUGAAACGGAAAGUAACGUACUUCUACAGCACCAGGUCUUCACUUUUUAAAAGCAUUAUGGCAUAAUUGAUGUAUUUUUACAGUGUGUUCCUUGGUAUCUUGUUACAUAAUACUGGAUGAUUUACUCACUACACAGCAAGGGUUUACCUGAAUGGUUACAACUUGUAUUACAUUUUAAAUGCUAUCAUAUAGCUUUUAUGCUUCAUGAAAGAGAUAUGUCUCACUCCUUAGAAGCUGGACACAAGUUAGACACAUCAUCUAUCUAGUUGUUAAUUGUUUUUUAAGAAGAAAGACUUUUAAGCUGCCUCCUAAAGAAUUUAAAUUUUGGAUUCAGUCCACUUGAUGCCGGUUUCUUUUCAAUGAUUUCUUCUCUCCCCAGGAUAAAUCAUACUCAUUGUUUGUUUCAGCAGCUUGAAAUCCUAUCCUGAUUGUACUUGAUUUCUGUGGGGAAGAGAAAUGAUAUUUUACUGUGAUAUGGGCAUAAGAAUCUUUUAUUCUGAGAUGCAAGCUAACUGAAGUCAAAGAGCUGAAACUGUAAAUUUUAAAACAAGCUUAAAAGUGCAGCCCGUUUCUCACUGACGUUUUUCCCUGGUGUUCAUUCUGGAGCUGGUUUUGCAAUGCUGUUUUCUCACUGUCACAUCAGCAUGAUAUAGGUAUGUGCAUCCUGUUACAGUUUUAAAAUUCAAUACUCUGUUUCAAAGGUCUGCAGAGGGUUUAGUGAGGAGAGACCUUACCAACGCUACCCGUGAGGCAAUAUGAAUUGUUUCAUUGAAUUUUCUGCUUUAUUUGAGGGACUGUUUCCCAGGCUCCUACGCUGUUCAGUCCUCCCUUCCUGGAUCCUUUCUAGCACUGCUGUGGAGCAUGAUUAUGAUGCUGCAUUUGAGAAACCCCCUUCUGUAUAGCUUAAAGUAACCCCGCUAAGCCUAAAGGACAUGCAGUCCCAGUUGUGUUUUUGCUAGUGAGGUUUUAACUAAGCAGCAGGCUUGGCUAAAAAGCAUCAUAAGUGUGUGAAGUCACUCUUAACUUGCAACAGGUCGUUUAAAAUAGAAAUCCAUAGCGAAAUGAUUCUCUUUAAUCCAGGAAAUUCUCCCCUUGGGGCUUGCUUCUGAGACUCCUCUAAGUUUUAAUGGUUUUCUUAGAAACCUAAGAACUUCCUUCUCUUUCUGUUUUGGUGCUAGAGAGAAGCAGAGCAUGAUUUUCUUUUCAUCUUCUGGAAAUCUGGAAUCACUCUGGGUGUUUUCGCUCUUAGUACUCCACAUGUUGUAACCUUGUAUUUUUUCCUCGCUUUUGUCACUCUGGGAUUUACCACAAUCUGGCUGUUUUGUAUCAAACCGCUGCUGGGCGAACGCGCCAGAGCUCUCGGAGCCGGUGCAGUUACACGGUUGUAAAAUCCCUGUUGGCAAAUGGGAUCUGGUUUUUUUGGGGUUACACAAAAAAUGGCCCGAGCAAACGAGUGUGCAGUAAAUGCAAAUUUCCUCCGAGGGGUUUGGGCUUGUUUUCUGGUAUUUCAGAUCCCGGCGUGAAUAUAAAUAGGUCAGUUAAAAUACCAUUAGCAGGUCAAUAACAGGUUUUAGGGGUUGAUUUGAGGAGGGAAUGUCAGGGAAAUGAGCCCAGCUCCUGGAAUGUCUUCUCUUAGCAGUUAAUUGUGCCUGGGGUGAACAGCAUCCCUCCGGAGGGAUAUGGUCAGUAUUGAGAGACGGGGAAGGGAGCUGAUGCAUUUGAGCUACAACAACACUGCAGGGAGUAGAGAGAAGUAUAAGCUAUAACUAUGGGAUUCCGUUGUGUUCCUUACAUGUUUAUGCUGUAUUAUAUAUACAUAUAUCUAUAUCUGUUCAUAUAUACAUAUAUGUAUAAAAUUACACAUGGAUAGUAUCACCUUUUUCCAAGGUUGUUUAUAUUUUGUUCAAUAUUAAAUUAACUUGCUUUUUGGGCCGGUUUUGUUCUUUUUCUAGAGGUGAUUACCCGUGAAUGUAAAUGUGUAUGAUUUUUAAGAUGAAAUUGAUCCUUUUGUUUAAAAAAAAAACAGAAGAAAAAUGGCCUUCAUCAAACAGUGCUUUUUUGGGAACCGAAGAACUAACUGUUAUGCAAGUGAACCAGGCUGGCUUUGAUUUAGCACAGAAUGUGAUUGUAAGUGCUGACAUCAAACUUUUUAAUAGUGCAUCCUUCCCUUGUUUUGAAUAUAUAUAUUGAAAAGCUAUUAAAGUACAACGUACUGUAAGUAUUCUAUUUUGCAACAUAAAUUAUGUAUCAUUUCUUUCCUACGACAUUUUUUUUUCCUUUUUUUUACAGUAGUUAAGCACUUUAAGACCCCAUGCUCUGUUACCUGUGGAAAUGCUGGAAGGAUUUCUCAUCAGAGUUUUGUAGCUGUCGCGAAAGAUGCCUGCUUGUAGGUGAAGGUGGGAGAGAUGCCUUACACGAGGUCUGAUCCAGCCCCACGCGGUCGAGGACUAAAUUACUGGUGACAAGAGAAAAAAGGCAAAGCCCAUGAAGAAAGGCAAAGCCCGUUGCAGUUGAGAAUGCAGAGGUAGGAAGGUGUUAGUGCCCAGGACCCGUUGAGUUGGUAUUUUUGGGGGGAGCAGUAUCCUGCACCUCGUGUGGGGCCGUGUUGGUCUGGUGCUGGAGGGGAGGUGGUGAGGGGAGUGGUGGCUUUGUCCUGCUCCGCACCGUUGGAGUUGCCUUGCUUCAGGAUCAGGUUGUAGUUUGCGGGCCAGGAGAUGGCAUUGUUACUCAAGAAGAGGUUUCCAGCCUGUUUGAAAGUUGGGAUUAUACUUUGUCCCUUCCUGCAUGUUAAAAAGCC